ACCGGAUAACAGAGAUGAACGACCUGAACGAUGCGGUGGAAGGGCUGGCACCGGAUGAUGAAGUGACAUAUCCGGACGGGCUCAACGCGCUCGAUGGAGGGUUCAAGGACGACGGCGAUGAAGACGGCGGCGCCGACGGUAUGGGCGGGUCGGGCAUGAACCCUGGCAAGCAACGGGGUGGGCGCGGCAAGGCCUCAUCUGCGAUUAAACCGUCGCCGGCGGGGACGGCCGCGGUGACGCCGGUCGUCGCGAGCCCGGCUUCGACCAACAAACGCAAACGCGUCGUCGUGUCGCUGUACCAGAAGCAGCAAGUUCUCCAUCGCCUUGACAACGGCGAAAAACCCGUCGACAUUGCCGCGCUCCUCGGUAUUUCCCGCCAACAGAUCUCGGAUAUCAAGAAGAACAAGGAACGAAUCAUGCGCUUUUGCGGAGAUGCGAAACACUUGGCUUCUUUGCGCCGAAAGACCCUCAAGGUCGCCGACGAUGAAGCGUACCCUGCUGUUGAACGUGAAUUGUACCGUUGGAUGGUCACUGAGAAGGUCCACCAGAAACCUGUUACCCACGAAGCGUUGCAUCAAAAGGCUGCGGAGCUCAUUGCGCAAGUGACCGGCAACACGCAAGCGUCCCUGAAGCAUGAAGACAGCAGCUCGUGGCCAGGAGUGACCCCUGCAUGGAUGAAGAGCUUCAAGAAGCGGUACGGCAUCAAGGAAAUGGCUGGCCCCAUGCCCACAUAUGACGUUGAGGAAGGCGCGAUCAACAUGGGUAUGCCUCUCGAGUCGAACGAAGAACUGAACCUCAACAUGAUGGGGAACGUCCACACGAACUUGAACACGCUCGGUGAAAUGGGAAUUUCGAUGGAGAGCGACAACCUGGGUGCCGCGUAUGGACAUAACCCGAAGGACCUCGCCGCAAAGUUUUCCGGCAUUCCACUCAACCCCGGCGUCCUCCUCGACGCAAUCCACAUGCUCAGCGGUCGUAUGGAUGCGUUGGAAGCGACGACACGAGAGCGCAUCGCGCAGCUGGACGCGCGGAUCGACGAUAUUUACAUGCUUGUGCACCCCAAGUUGAAGCUGAAAGACGGCGCGGCCAACCGCAGCGCGUACAAGGUUGUGUAGGAAUCCUAUUAACAUGCCGAAUUUUGAUCUUUGCGAGUGCGUCAUCCA
Messenger RNA from Aphanomyces invadans, 1163 nucleotides. RefSeq lists its product as hypothetical. Gene Ontology annotation, molecular function: DNA binding. The record is from RefSeq and is a predicted model, not a curated record. Lineage: Eukaryota; Oomycota; Saprolegniomycetes; Saprolegniales; Verrucalvaceae. Bases 15 to 1115 code for a protein of 366 amino acids. The transcript has a single exon.